Messenger RNA from Molossus molossus (Pallas's mastiff bat), 552 nucleotides. RefSeq names its product fetal and adult testis expressed 1 (gene FATE1). Gene Ontology annotation, cellular component: endoplasmic reticulum; mitochondria-associated endoplasmic reticulum membrane contact site; mitochondrial outer membrane. The transcript is spliced from 5 exons. Bases 1 to 552 code for a protein of 183 amino acids. The record is from RefSeq and is a predicted model, not a curated record. Lineage: Eukaryota; Metazoa; Chordata; Mammalia; Chiroptera; Molossidae. Gene Ontology annotation, biological process: negative regulation of apoptotic process; negative regulation of mitochondrial calcium ion concentration. Gene Ontology annotation, molecular function: ubiquitin protein ligase binding.
AUGGCAGGAGGUCCCCCUAGCAUAAAGGAGGAGAUAGAAAUGUCCAUGGCUGAAGACCUGGUUCCUGGAAACCAUGGGAAAAGUCAAGAACACCUGGUGAUAGCAGAAAUAAUAGAGCAUGGACCCUGGUCCCUGGGUAUCUCUCAGCGGCGACAGAAGUUGGAUUCAAAGGCUGCUGGCUCUGCUGCAGGCCAACAAGUUUGGAAUAUGACUGCCACCCGGCCCAAGAAAGUGGGUACUCAGCUGCCGAUAUCUAGAAUGUCAAGAGAACCAGGCCAAGGGGAUAUUCAUACCCAGGAGUAUUCUGGCAGCUUCCAAGGCAUGAGAUUCCAUUAUGAGAGCAACUCAGAGGCAGAUAUGAUUGCAGAGAUUGGCCUGGAAGAGCUAAAUGGACUGGAGAUGGAAGUCAUGAGAAACCAGCUACGUGUGAUCAAUGAUCGUCUGUGUACCCUGGAGGACCAGGAAGCCACCAGAUGCCAGAGGGAAGUUAUGUUCUUCACCAUGCUGCUGUCGGUCUGCAUUGCCAACCUGUGGCUGUGGGUGCGCCAGUGA